Messenger RNA from Acanthosepion pharaonis, 621 nucleotides. Lineage: Eukaryota; Metazoa; Mollusca; Cephalopoda; Sepiida; Sepiidae. The record is from the annotation of a GenBank genome assembly.
AUGAGUGACAAACUCAACAGAGAUAAUCCAAAUUCUUUCUUUCUUUCUUUCUUUCUUUCUUUCUUUCUUUCUUUCAUUCAUUCUUUCUUUCUUUCUUUCUUUCUUUCUUUCUUUCUUUCUUUCAUUCUUUCUUUCUUUCUUUCUUUCUUUGUCAACAUUUGUAGGUAUUACAUUUUUUCUUUCUUUCUUUCUUUCUUUCUUUCUUUCUUUCUUUCUUUCUUUCUUUCUUUCUUUCUAAGAUCAUUUCCCUCUCUUUCUUUCCCUCUCUUUCUUUCUCCGUUUUUCUUUCGUCCUCUUUCUUUUUUCCUAAAUCGAGAGAGUUCUGUUGAGAUUCUUUGUGCCUGGAAUAUAUUUCCAUUUCCCAAAUGCGCCACCGUUCUUUCAAGGAACAUCAUCAAUACCAUUGAUGAUGUUGGCUUUUCCAUUUUUGCUUUCCGCAUUUGCCUUCUUGUUUUCUCGUUGGGUAUCUCCCACUCGUCCACUCCCAUUGUUCACUUGAAACCUGGCUCACGUUCUUCUCUGUUCAGACGCAGUUGCCAGACUUUGCGUCAGUUAUCUCCUUUCUGUGGGCGGGAAUUUUUGGUGUCGGGUGCGCUGAGGCGUGCUGCUUGUCAGCUGUGA